Molecule: messenger RNA, 935 nt
Organism: Serpula lacrymans var. lacrymans S7.9
Lineage: Eukaryota; Fungi; Basidiomycota; Agaricomycetes; Boletales; Serpulaceae
Exons: 5
Coding region: 237-728 (163 amino acids)
Biological process (GO): response to oxidative stress
Molecular function (GO): glutathione peroxidase activity
Source: RefSeq, a predicted model, not a curated record
UGAAGUUACCGGGAUAUCCAAGACCUUCAAGCAAAGCAACGAAUCCAGCCCAUCUCUGUUGCUAUCAUCGCCAGCUUUCCAACAAGAGCUCCAGUCUCGUUGCGUUCCGCAGUAUAUAUAACCCCAACCCUGCGAUAAAUACAUCUCGCCUGAUUCAACGGUCUUUUUUACCCAACUUUUAUCAUUCAAACACACAAGGAGACACUGAAGCCGUCACCACCUCUGAACACAAAGAAAUGCCUACAACUACAUUUUAUGACCUUGCAGCCGAGCUUCCGAAUGGGACUACGUAUGACUUUGAUCAGCUGAAAGGCAAAGUCGUGCUGGUUGUCAACACUGCCAGUCAGUGUGGAUUCACACCGCAGUAUAAAGGUCUUCAGUCAUUAUACGACAAGUACAAGGAUCAAGGAUUCAUUAUUUUGGGAUUCCCAUGCAAUCAGUUUGGUGGCCAAGAACCUGAUGACGAUGCUUCCAUCGCCGAAUUCUGUACCAUCAAUCACGGCGUAUCUUUCCCUCUGAUGAAGAAGGCCGACGUUAAUGGGGACAACACGAACGCCGUCUUCUCCUGGCUCAAGAACCAGAAAUCUGGCCUCUUAGGAUUAUCGAGAAUCAAGUGGAAUUUCGAGAAGUUCUUGAUUGACAAGAAGGGUAACGUCGUGCAACGCUGGGCAUCGACGACUACUCCGCAAGGAAUUGAUGCUGAGGUCGCGAAGCAGCUUGCGGCUUGACUAUGUCAAAAUAUUCGUUCUGAUGCUCACGGUGAUUCCGGCCCCAAUUGUAAACUAUGAGAGAUCAGUGUAUGGAACGAUACUCGGAUAAUUGUUGUACUUUUUUUUUUAGUCUUGUCAUCACUGGCAGGAAUAGUAUAAAACAAGGAAGUUGAAGGAACACAAUCGCUGUGCCACCUGGUUGCGAUCCGGACCAGGAUGAAUGAA